GAUCUGAUUCGACAAGGAGUAGCAUCCUGUGCCAGCAAACACGAGAGUCCACCAUGGAGUAACGCUGAAGACUUUGCCGUCUGGAACCCCGCUGAAUGUAAUUCCACAUUAUAACACAAACUGUGAAGUCUCGGGCGAAAAUUAAGACUCCGUCGUUGUUCCUGCUGUGAAGCUAGUUGCGCAAAACAGUCAAGAAUGGAGCCAUCAGAGCAGUCAGGCCCGGUUUCAGGCUCUCAGGAUGUCAACCCUGUGUUUCUGCAGCAGCUCAGAGAGCUGGACAUCCCAGAGGAGGCAGCCAAACAGGCACUUCUGCACACUCGGAACGUGUCUGCCGAGGAGGCGGCCAUGUACUACUUCAACAAGCUGGAGAAUGAGGAGGAGGGAGAUGAUGAUCUCAUGUUCAAGAUGGUAUUUGUGGUGAACAUGGACCUUGCCAUGGGUGUUGGAAAGGUGGCAGCCCAGGUUGGCCAUGCUGCUGUGGGUUUGUACCAGGCUCUGCAGGAGAAGAACAGCUGGAGGGAGAUGGCCUGGAAGUGGGACCACAGUGGAGCCAAGAAGGUGGUGGUUCAAGGCACCAACGUGGCUCAUCUACUGGAGCUGCAGGCCCUGGCCAUGAGCCUCAGCCUGCCCACUUACCUGGUCCAGGAUGCAGGGCUUACGCAGGUGGAAGCUGGGUCCCGCACUGUCCUAGCCAUCAUGGGUGAGGAGGAGAUGGUGAACAAUGUCACUGGGAGUCUGAAGCUGCUCUGAGGGACUCACACGCACCGUGGGGGACGCAUGGCUCUGCAGUGCCACUGAGCACCCAGCAGAGGGCAGCAUUUCCCAGCAGCAGGGAGAGUCUUGGCAUGUUAGAGUGUAACAACCUUUUAAAAAGACCUAAAGAACAGGGGGAAUGUCCCAACACCAGAAAACAAACACUCUCAGCCAUUUGUUUCCCUUUCAUUCUUAGUCGCCGCUUAGUCGGCCGUUGAGAGCAGGAGGGGUGAGAGACCGAUUCUCCACAGGCGAACGAGACGAAGGCAGUCUUUUUGUGGUGACCUUUCCCUUUUUUGAACAGGCCACCUAUUUAGAGGAGUCUUGUUAGAAUCUUAAUCAGUUUUCAAACACAUCUAGUCUGUUGUCCAGUCUGUCAUAUGGCAAAGUCAAAUUCAGUUUUUUGGUGGUUGACCAAUAUUGUAAUUAUGCUUAUUCAAGGGGCCGUGUACUGUAGCCUUAUACAUGAUUAUGAUUAUACCCAUAGCAGAUGUAGUAUUUCCCUGUUGGAUCCACUACUCCUGAGUGAAGGGUAACUUAUUAACUGAUAACACAUAACACUCAUUUUUGACGUUAAAAUUAUUUUGUGUCUGUAUGCAACUGUUCUCCCAAAGACCCCUAUCCUGUAGACUCAGUAACAUCACUUCGUAUUGAUAAAUGGCUAUAUUUUGUAUACAUAUGCCUGUUAGGGCCAUAUACUGUAUAAUCUGUGGUGUGCCAUCUUAAACAGUAUGCACAGUUACUGGACUUUAUUAUAUUGUUUUUUUUUAUCAGCAAAAGGAAAGAAAUCUUAAGUCAUAAUUUUUGGAUUUUUUGGUAGAAGUUGAUGGUGGGGAGGAGUUCUGUGGAGCAGAAUGUGAUGUGUCUGACUGCUAUUGUGGAUUGUUUACAAUCAAUUUGAUCAAUGAUUUGAUCAAUUUACAUCUUGAAAGACUGCAGAUUGUGUGUAUGACAAUUGUUAUGGACUUAGUGAAUGGUCUUGCACACUAAUAAUCUUAAUACACAAAGAAAGAUGUGAGCUGCAGUUUGUCUAUGUUCUCACUAACAAAUAUUUGUGGCUGUAAGCUGCCACUCCCAGAAUUAAUAGUUCAGUGUCAAAGAUUUUAUUUGUAACAAAUCUUUAAAAAGAAAGGCAAUGUGAUGCAUGCAACAUGGAAUGCAUAUUUGAAGAAACCGUUGGAAUCCCAAAGUUAUGUCAAUUUUAGUAACAUGUCCACACUUGGAUACCUCCUGUGUUAUACAGUCAUUUGUGUGAGUAUUUCAGACUAUGGAGACAAUAAAAAUGCC
Messenger RNA from Chelmon rostratus (copperband butterflyfish), 2040 nucleotides. Its product is annotated as UBA_like_SF and PTH2 domain-containing protein. Gene Ontology annotation, molecular function: peptidyl-tRNA hydrolase activity; protein binding. Gene Ontology annotation, cellular component: mitochondrion; cytosol. The coding region runs from base 196 to 750 and encodes 184 amino acids. NCBI's taxonomy places the organism in Eukaryota, Metazoa, Chordata, Actinopteri, Chaetodontiformes, Chaetodontidae. The record is from RefSeq and is a predicted model, not a curated record. The transcript is spliced from 7 exons.